Molecule: messenger RNA, 4027 nt
Organism: Podospora pseudopauciseta
Lineage: Eukaryota; Fungi; Ascomycota; Sordariomycetes; Sordariales; Podosporaceae
Gene: CHS4
Product: Chitin synthase 4
Exons: 3
Coding region: 884-3211 (775 amino acids)
Molecular function (GO): protein binding
Source: RefSeq, a predicted model, not a curated record
CUUUUCGCUUGUGCGAACGCUGGGACCGGUUGCGUCGCUGACUGUUGACACCCCUCUCCCAUGGAUUUGCGUGACGAGGCUGGAGGGGUGGCGGGAGAAGUCCAGUGGCUGGGCCUAGACGUCGAGUGAGGCAUGCAGAUGCAGAUGCGCGGUGCUUGCCGUCUGAGGAUUGCGAGGAAUGCUCGUUGACCUCAGCCGCCCGAUGAUGAGUGUCUGAGCAGGCGUGGCAGGCCAGAUCUUAGAUGAAAGGUUCUGGAGUAUUCGUCGAGUUGACUCAAACGGAGACGCUUGCAGUUAACUUGGACUGAGGUCUUCCAACCUCGCGUUUUGAUGAACGGUGGGUUUAUGUCCGGCUGCAGUUUAUGACAGGGGUGACUGGGGGAAGGACGCACAGCGUCUGUCGGGCCUGCAGAGCCACCCAUAGUCCGCCAUUUGGGGCCGCCUUUUACUGCUGAUCUCCCUCAGUCCCUGAAUCCAUACCAAGGCUUCUGCUGAAUAGACUUAAUUCCCUUCUUUGGAUCCAGUCGUUCGCUUCCGGCUUCAUCAUCCCAACGCUCGCUGAGACCCCCCUCCAACAAAGUUCCUUUUUUAAAACGACACACCUUCGCUGUUUUCUGUCUGUCGCUAUCACUCGUUACUGUCCCGCAUCCCUCACCAGCAUAUAUAUCAGUCCACCUGCUCAUCAGUUCCCGUUCUGUCUAGCCAACCUGCACCCGUCUGCAACUUGACCGUUUGAACGUCCGCCAUCUCGAAAGCCUACCCUUACCACUCACUGGGAACCGGCGCCAUCCAAAGAGCAACGGCAAAACAAGGAGCUCGUGGGGAAAGAAAGCAAAGCCAUCGGUCCCAACAGGACCGACGACGACUUCAUCAUUGUGGCAUAAUGGCGGCCCUCACCACCUCUUCUUCGCCGCGAGCGGCUCCAUCAACUUCGACCAGCAGCCCCAGUCGCCGGAAGCCCGUUCCAGUGCACAGUGUGUCGCCGGCUGACCGGUACGACUGGGGAGAGAAUGCAAAGCCGUUGCCUGGCGUCCCCGCUGUGUCCGAGUCGCCGAGGUUACGUCAAUCGCCUGUGUCGCCUGUCAAAGUCAAUUUCCAACCCAACGACUGGGCCCAGCCCUCGACAGGCAACAUCGAGACACAUCUUUCCGCAGGCGGACCCGCCGGUGGUGCUUCCACUGCUCCAGCUGUCUCCGCCCGCCUCGACCGUGCUUUGCCCAAAACACCCGACGCUCCAACCCCCCCACCGCAUACCCCAGUGCACGAGCACGGCCUCCAGCAAAGCUCGACUCCCGGUGCGCUGGGUCUCCGAAACAGAACAAAUGGCACCAAAAUGCCGAUGUCUCUACCGGCUUCCGGUCCAGCUAUCUCUAGCCAGGCAAGCAACAGCCAUAUUUUGGGCGCCGACUUUGACGAACUAAGUUUGAGCGAUACUUCGAGGAGGCAAGGCAUGAAUCGGAACAGUCGGGAGUCGAACACGACUGCCAGUACAUCCCAGCAGCCAAACUCGGCUGACAUCUCGGCGACGACGAGCGCAAGUUCAGUAUCUGGUGUCCUCGACCCGUCAGACUGCCAGGACAACUCGGCAGAUGCGUCAACUGUGAGUUCCAUCAUUGACGAUGCCGCCACUCCGCCAGAACCUGUGCCACAGCUGCACUAUCACCAUUCGGCCUUUCUCCCACGACCGACGAGUAUGAACGUUGAGCAAGAUCCAAGAGCGCAGUCGAACCCAAAUCUUGCCGAGACCGGCGCCGCCAUCAACCGCCACUUGACGCCGACGACGAAUGGCUACAGAAGGAGCUCGUUGCCUCGGCCGCAGUCUUCGUAUUCUGUGUACUCUGACUAUGGAGCGCGAGGGCGGUCUCCGGGCUUGCUGGGAAGUGGAAAUCGGGCACCGUCUGCUCAUUCUACGAGGAAAUCUCCAGAAACGAGGCCUUCCUCCUUUGCCGAACUGCUCAAUGUGCCGUAUCCUCAACCUGCGCCAGCGCCCAUCACAUUUGACAAUUCGCAGUUGCGCUCUGCAGUCGGAAACAAUGCGUCUCUCCUCAGCGCCCAAAAGACACUGGAGAUGUACCGGCAAAAUGUCAAGAAGACAAACGACUAUUCCAUUCUCUAUUCGUUUGCUGUUUUCUUGAUCGCAACUGCGCAAGAAGAAGGCAUUGACUUCGAGGACAUGAAACGGACCAAGAGUCCAAAAGUCGGCACACCUGAUGGGCAGCCUUCACCUUCCUCACCACACGACUUGAUUCGUGAAGCGCGAGCAAUUCUCCAGAAGCUGUCCAACAACGGCUACCCCUUCGCACAGUACUACCUGGCCGAUGGUUACGCGUCGGGUCUGUUCAGCAAGGGGAAGGAGGACUACAAUUCGGCAUUUCCGCUGUUUGUACUCGCUGCCAAGCACGGCCACGCAGAAUCGGCGUACCGCACCGCCUUGUGUUACGAGUUUGGCUGGGGCUGCCGCAAGGACCCCGCAAAGGCUGUCCAAUUUCUCCGCACAGCUGCUUCCAAGAGGCAUCCAGGCGCCAUGACGAGGUUGGGCAAAGCGUGCUUGUCGGGCGAUCUGGGAGAGAAGCGGUACAGGGAAGGCAUCAAGUGGUUGAAGCUGGCGGCUGAGGCUGCUGACAACAUCUACAAUGCCGCCCCGUACCACCUCGGCUGCCUCUACGAGACUGGAUACGGAGACGACAUCUUCUUGGACGAAAGUUAUGCGGCUGAGCUUUUCACGCAGGCGGCGGACUUGGGGCAUCCCGAAGCGAACUUCAGGAUGGGAGACGCUUAUGAGCAUGGAAAGCUCGGCUGUCCUAGGGAUCCAGCUUUGAGCGUACAUUUUUACACGGGUGCCGCGGAAAGGGGGCACGCGGCUGCCAUGAUGGGUCUCUGUGCUUGGUAUAUGGUUGGAGCAGAGCCAGUCCUGGAAAAGGAUGAGGAAGAAGCUUAUGAGUGGGCGAGGAGGUCGGCAGAGCUUGGCUAUGUAAAAGCGCAGUAUGCUGUUGGCUAUUUCACUGAAAUGGGCAUCGGGUGCAGACGAGAUAUCCUCGAAGCAAACGUUUGGUAUGUCAAGGCGGCCGAUGCGGGCGAUGAGCGCGCAAAGGUGCGCCUGGCCGCCAUUCGUGCGGCGGUCUCUGGUGGCACUCCGAUGGAAGUUGGUCCUCCUCGGAAUGGUAAGAUUAAGAAGCACGCGGAUAACGAUAAGGAGUGUAUCGUAAUGUGAGAAAGGCUCGAGGUCGAGAGAGAAAAGUACAAAUGUAUGAUGACGGGGACAUACGCACCAAACACACACACACACACACACACAAAGGAGUUGGACUUUUUUAAUUUCUUUGCACACAACACACACUCCACACGGAUAAAGAGGGACGUCAACGAAUGGUAUGAGAGAGGGCGAAAUACAUAUUUUGUUGGCUUAGUUGGUUUGGAAGAGGGUGGGGGAGAAGAAGACGUUGUUAAUGAACUUAAUACGUGUGUGUGGGAAAUUGAACACCACCACACGGGCUUUUUUUUGUUUUGAUCUAUGGCAGGGCUUUUUGUUGUGAAAAAAGGGGCGGGAGGGAGACAAAAGGGGGUGGGUGCUUCUUGUAGCACGAUUUUGUUGUUUUUGGGUUUCGUAUUUUUGAACGCAUGGGGGGAGGGAGAGGGGAGUGUGUGGUUUAAUAUUUUCUGUCUCUUUUUGUUGCACAUUGGGGGGAGGGGGGGGUUGAUCAUUGUGUUUUGCUUCGAUUUUUUUUCCCUUCUUGUCUCGUUUUGAAAGUUGUCUUCAUCGAAAGCGCGGUUUUGGAUACCCACGUCUCUCUCUCUCUCUCUCUCUGUCUCUACGAUGGUACAAUGCAUUGCGCAAGUUUACAUAUUUCCGAUUUGCAUAUAUAUAUCACUCACCCUCUCUUGUUCUUACAUGAGACACAAAGAAAAGACAUUUGAGCAUUUUUAUGGGGCGUUUGACGUUGGCUUUAAAGCCUAUGCGUGUAUCUACUACUACCCCUUUUGUUUUCUACGGGAUGGGGCCAUGUGAGAUACUAGUUUUCUACCUGCU